Molecule: messenger RNA, 753 nt
Organism: Dracunculus medinensis (Guinea worm)
Lineage: Eukaryota; Metazoa; Nematoda; Chromadorea; Rhabditida; Dracunculidae
Source: the annotation of a GenBank genome assembly
AUGCUACAACCGAAUAUUCAAAGAUGCGGGGGGACUGUUCAUAAAAAUAAGCCAGUUACGCAGGAAGGAGAAAAAAUCCAUGGGGGAAUUAGUGAAGACAGAUAUUUAAAUGCUGAACAACCUGUGGAAACAAAACAUUUUUAUUUCCAACAAACUAUGCUUCGCAUAAAAGAUCCACGAAAAUCAUUACCUUUCUAUUGUGAUAUCUUGGGGAUGAGACUAUUAAAAAGAAUGGAUUUUGAACAAGCGAAAUUUUCUCUCUAUUUCGUUGGAUAUAAACCUCGCUCAGAAAUACCAGAAGAUGAUAUAGAACGCAAACACUAUGCUUUAUCCACCUAUCCAACAAUUGAAUUAACUCAGUACUUAUACACGGAAGAAGAUGUGGAAUUCAGUUAUCAUAACGGUAAUAAAGAACCUCAUGGUUUUGGUCAUAUUGGUAUUGCUGUACAUGUUUAUGUUGCCUGUGAGCGUUUUGAAAAAAUGGGUGUUAAAUUUGUUAAGAAACCAGAACUUUUGAACAACUGGGGCACGGAAGAAGAUGUGGAAUUCAGUUAUCAUAACGGUAAUAAAGAGCCUCGUGGUUUUGGUCAUAUUGGUAUUGCUGUUCCUGAUGUUUAUGUUGCCUGUGAGCGUUUUGAAAAAAUGGGUGUUAAAUUUGUUAAGAAACCAGAUGAUGGUCGUAUGAAAGGACUCGCUUUCAUCGAAGAUCCAGAUGGAUACUGGAUUGAAAUUUUUAAUCCAGACACUAUCUGA